AUGGACUAAAUAUCAGACGAAGCAAUGAACGCUAUGCCAAAAAAACCAUAAAAUGCUUAUAUGUAAUUUAGAGCAGACAUUUAUGAUGAUCUUAAGAAGAAGAACCAAGAUAAAAGUAUGACUGAAUUGACUUAAUUGAUAUCUACUAUGUGGGGUGAAUUGGAUGAAAAGAAGAAAGAAGUAUAAAUAUUUAUAUUAGAACCUUUUUAUUAGAAAUACAAUAAAGAUUAUGAAAAGUCUUUAGAAUAAUAUAAAACUGAUUAUGCUGGGUGGUUGAAGAAGUUCAAAUUGGAUGAAGAUAAAGUUAAGAAAUGCCUUAAAGAAAAUAAAUAAGCUAAAAAAAAGAAUAAAAAAGGUUCUAAAAAAGUAACCAAGGCUUCAAAGAAUGAAGAAGAAAGUGAUGAUGAAGAUGAACAGAAAAUUUAGUCAUUAAAAAAUAAGAACUAGAAGAAAUAAUAAGAAUAGAAAGAUGCGAACGGAUAAAAGAACACUAAAGAUUAAUAGAAACAUAAAGUCAAUCCAUAGUAGAAGGAGAAAGAGAAAAAAGAUAACAAGAAAAAAUGA
This is a messenger RNA of Paramecium sonneborni, 564 nucleotides long. The record is from the annotation of a GenBank genome assembly. Lineage: Eukaryota; Ciliophora; Oligohymenophorea; Peniculida; Parameciidae.